Messenger RNA from Raphanus sativus (radish), 1239 nucleotides. Its product is annotated as protein IQ-DOMAIN 9. Bases 219 to 1028 code for a protein of 269 amino acids. The record is from RefSeq and is a predicted model, not a curated record. Gene Ontology annotation, molecular function: protein binding. The transcript has 6 exons. NCBI's taxonomy places the organism in Eukaryota, Viridiplantae, Streptophyta, Magnoliopsida, Brassicales, Brassicaceae.
AGUACUCUUUACUUCGUCCUUACUACAGGCACCGAGGAAAAAAAACAACACCCUUUAAUCAUUCAUCCAUAAAAUCUCUGUUCUGUUUUUUCUUGGUCCUCUCUGCUUCAAUCUUCUCCAAGCUCACGGCCAACACAAGUUUUCAGUUUCUUCACGAGCUUCCAUAGAAUAUUUUUUGCAUACAUACAAAGGUGUUUUGGUGGUCAAGAGAGUGUGAUAUGGGUUCUGGGAACUUUUUCAAGGCAAUAAUUGGAUCAAAGAAAGGGAAACAAACAGGCAGCAAGAAGGAGAAGGGGCUUUCAGCUGCUGUGAAAUCAAAGAAGAAGGGUACUCAUGCUUCAUCACUAGUUGUCCGUAGCCAGGAUUGGGCUGCCACUCGAAUUCAGUCUGCUUUUAAAGCCUAUCAGGCUAGAAAAAUGCUAAGGCGUCUAAAAGGGAUAGCAAGAGCAAAGAUGUUAGCUGAAAAGCAUCCAGUGAAGAAGCAAGCGGCGGUUACAUUGAAGUAUCUUCACUCAUGGAGUAAUAUACAGUCUCAGAUAAAGACCCGCCGAGUUGGCAUGGUCAUGGAAAGCCGACUGAUGCAUAAAAGGUUAGAGAAUCAGCAGAAGCUUGAGGCUAAGCUUCACGAUAUUGAGGUUGAAUGGAAUGGUGGGGCAGAGACAAAAGAUGAAAUCUUAGGCAGGAUACACCAAAGGGAAGAAGCAACGAUCAAGCGGGAAAGAGCCUUGGCUUAUGCCUUCUCUCAUCAGUGGAAAGCAGAUGGUAAGACUCAGUGGCUGGGGGGUUAUGAGCUGGGGAAUACUAACUGGGGUUGGAGCUGGAAAGAGCGUUGGAUUGCUGUUCGGCCUUGGGAAGUAAGAUAUUCUUUGACUCCUAAGAAACCAAAGGGCUUAAAGACAGUUUGUUGCAAGAGUGAAACUAAAUCAAACUCACCAGCAAAGAGAGUAUCAUCAGUUUCAGCCAAAGCUCCGUCUUCUGGACCUAGAAACGCCGUGAAACCACGGAGAUUGUCAUUUCCAGGCGCCUGAACUUAAGUUAACGUGUGUCUGCGUAUACGAGUAAACUAUACAAAACGUACCUUUAUCUUGAUAAGAGGACUGAGACUGCAAGAUUUGAAGGGGUAUAUUCAUUUGGUGUGUGUGUUAUGUUCUGUGAUGUGAUGUAAAUACAUGUAUUUGAUAUGUAGGCAAUGAUGGUGAUUCUUGGUUUGGUUUUGUAAUACAUACAAUAGUUUGUCUU